Molecule: messenger RNA, 1131 nt
Organism: Lynx canadensis (Canada lynx)
Lineage: Eukaryota; Metazoa; Chordata; Mammalia; Carnivora; Felidae
Gene: ACTBL2
Product: actin beta like 2
Exons: 1
Coding region: 1-1131 (376 amino acids)
Biological process (GO): cell motility; axonogenesis
Cellular component (GO): glutamatergic synapse; membrane; axon
Molecular function (GO): nucleosomal DNA binding; protein kinase binding
Source: RefSeq, a predicted model, not a curated record
AUGACUGAUGAUGAGCUGUCUGCCUUGGUGGUAGAUAAUGGGUCAGGGAUGUGCAAGGCAGGUUUUGGUGGUGACGAUGCCCCCCGGGCUGUCUUCCCCUCCAUGGUAGGGCGCCCCCGGCACCAGGGGGUCAUGGUAGGCAUGGGUCAGAAGGACUGCUAUGUGGGGGAUGAGGCUCAGAGCAAGAGAGGCAUCCUGACCCUGAAGUAUCCCAUUGAGCAUGGAGUAGUCACCAACUGGGACGAUAUGGAGAAGAUCUGGCACCACACUUUCUACAACGAGCUCCGUGUGGCACCGGAUGAGCAUCCCAUCCUCCUCACCGAGGCACCCCUCAACCCCAAGAUCAACCGGGAAAAGAUGACUCAGAUCAUGUUUGAGGCCUUCAAUACACCAGCCAUGUAUGUAGCUAUCCAGGCUGUGCUGUCUCUCUAUGCCUCGGGGAGAACCACAGGCAUCGUGAUGGAUUCUGGUGAUGGAGUUACUCACACCGUGCCCAUCUAUGAAGGUUAUGCCCUACCUCAUGCCAUUCUACGUCUAGAUCUGGCUGGCAGAGACCUGACUGACUACCUCAUGAAGAUUCUGACAGAACGAGGCUACAACUUCACCACCACAGCCGAGCGGGAGAUUGUCCGUGAUGUCAAAGAGAAACUGUGCUAUGUGGCCCUGGACUUUGAGCAAGAGAUGGUCAGUGCUUCUGCAUCCUCCUCACUGGAAAGAAGCUAUGAGCUUCCUGAUGGGCAAGUGAUCACCAUUGGGAACGAACGUUUUCGAUGCCCUGAAUCCAUUUUCCAGCCUUCCUUUUUGGGCAUUGAGUCCAGUGGGAUCCAUGAGACAACCUUCAAUUCUAUCAUGAAGUGUGAUGUGGAUAUUCGCAAGGAUCUAUAUGCCAACACUGUCUUGUCUGGAGGCAGCACAAUGUACCCUGGCAUUGCUGACCGAAUGCAGAAGGAAAUCGUAACCCUGGCACCUAGCACAAUGAAAAUCAAGAUCAUAGCUCCCCCAGAGAGGAAGUAUUCCGUUUGGAUUGGGGGUUCCAUUCUGGCCAGCCUGUCUACAUUCCAGCAAAUGUGGAUCAGUAAGCAGGAAUAUGAUGAGGCUGGUCCUCCCAUAGUUCAUAGAAAAUGUUUCUGA